GGGACUGGUAUUGAUUGUACUCUUUGCGAUCCUAGCGACAUAUACUGGUGUAAUGCUGUGUGAGGCCUGGAAAAUGGCAGCUGAUGUAUUUGAGGACUGUAGAGGACAUGUACAGAACCCUUAUCAGCUACUCGCUCAAAAAACCCACGGGAAAGUAGGCAGAUACACCGUAUCUACUUGUCUCUACAUCGGUCUGGUCGGAUCAUCUGUUGCAUUAAUUGUGGUAAAUGCCGAUAACAUGGAGACACUUUCCAAUGCUUUCGGAUACGAAAUUUACUCAUGCUACUGGAUGUUGAUUAUAACAGGGUGCAUUACUCCUUUAACCUGGUUCGGAACGCCGAAGGACUUCUGGUGGAUGGCUUAUGGUGCGGUAUCAACCACGGCAUUAUGUGUUGUCAUGAUAGUGAUUAUGUGUGUUUUGGAUGCCCCGAAUCAGCCGAACGUCCAGCACACAGACACUGACAUACAGAAGAUUACCUUAGGCAUAGGGAUGAUAAUGUAUGGGUUUGGGAUCCAUUCUAAUCUCCCUACGUUUCAAAUGGACAUGAAGAGACCGAUGGAUUAUAAAUUAGCAGUCAUCAGUGGUUACAUUAUUACCCUCUUCAUGUUCCUGCCUACGAUGUUGAGCGGAUUCCUUGUGUACGGGAAGAACCUGGAUGAUAACAUAUUGACGAGCCUUCCGCAUGGGGCGCUGUACUAUACUGUAGUUGCUGUGAUCACUUUACACCUAACACUGGCCCUCAUAAUAUUUGUCAACCCUAUUCUACAGGAUGUUGAGUUGUUACUCCACAUACCAACAGAGUUUACAUGGAAAAGGUGUGUCUGCCGGUCUGUAAUUGCCGCGUGUCUCUUGUUCCUGUCUGCGACAAUACCUAAGUUUAACUCUAUACAAUCCUUGGUUGGAGGGCUUUCAUUUUCCAUGCUGGGCUAUAUUUUUCCUGUACUAUGUUACAAGAAAAUGUGUCAAAUCUAUGCUGCUUUUAACUCUCAGAUGACCAAUACCGAUAGUCUUAAAAUGAUUUCUUGGAAAGAACAUAAAAGAGUAAUACCACUGUGGAAAGCGAUGCUGAACUACGGAAUCCUUGGUUUAGGGGUGUUAGCUGGGUUUGUCACAUCUUUGUCCGCCAUUAUCAGUAUCCUCAGUCCGGACUCAUUCUCCUUGCCCUGCUACAUCAACAUCGGCUGAUUGAAAUCCGGUUCACAACUACGAAUGCCGAAUCAGGGGUCAAUCAGGGUCAUAUACAUGUUCUGGUGACAUUUCAUUCUAGCAAAUCAUUGACAUUUUAUUCUAGCAAAUCGGUGACAUUUCAUUCUAGCAAAUCAGUGACAUUUCAUUCUUGGUUAUUAAUGACAUUUCAUUCUAGCAAAUCAUUGGCAUUUUAUUCUAGCAAAUCGGUGACAUUUCAUUCUAGCAAAUAGGUGACAUUUCAUUCUAGCAAAUCGGUGACAUUUCAUUCUAGCAAAUCGGUGACAUUUCAUUCUAGCAAAUCGGUGACAUUUCAUUCUAGCAAAUAGGUGACAUUUCAUUCUAGCAAAUCGGUGACAAUUCAUUCUAGCAAAUCGGUGACAUUUCAUUCUAGCAAAUCGGUGACAUUUCAUUCUAGCAAAUCAAAAAAAACUCAUCAAAUGUGUCAGUGUCUUAAAACAUGGGUAAAUUCAAAAGCAUCCGGGUAUUCCAUGGAGAGAUCUCAUACUGCUGAGAAUAACAUACUGGUCAGCCUUUAGAAAAUGUAUAAAAGCAUACACAGUUAUCUUUAUUUGACACGGCAAUAGUGUAAGUGACAUAGUUUAAGAUGUGCUAUGCAAUGAAUCAAUGGAAUUCUAUGGUGGCAGAGUUUUGCCAUCGACUGAUGACGUACGAGUUACGUAUGUCGACACAAUUUGAGAAGAUGUCGACAUAUUCUCAGUUUACGUCAACAUAAUAAUUUAUAUUAUAUCGACAUAUAACUGUAUUUUCCGAGAUGAUUUUGCACGAGAUUAAUCUCACAAGUAGACAAAAUCAGCUAGUUACGGCGUUAAUGCUCGGGUGGGACAUCGUCUUGCCACUAUGUUGCAAAGUUGUUCGCAAAUUACAAUCCGUGGUUAUAUUAUAGGGCUUUGCAACUAUAGCUAAUAUCUUUUAAACUCCUGGGAAGCAAACAGCUGGUGCUGCUAUUUCGGCGCUCACAGCUAGUAUUCAACAAUUCUAGCAUUGUCCAACAACGUACUCUUGUACAGCACAGUGCCGUGACGUGACUCGAACCCGCAACCCUUCGGUCACGAGCAAGGCAAAAUGAGGCUAAAUCAUGCUUAAACCUAAUUAUUAUAAGCUAUUAGUGAAUCGCAUGACAAUGUCUUGGAAAUAUAGCUUAACUACAUUUUGUUUUGCAUAAAUGAGUGGCACAUCUGAGGAUUAACAUUACAAAAAUCCGAGUUACCUGCUAACGUGAUACUUAUCUCGACAAAGUUAUCUCUGAAAAUGUAAAAAUAUGUCAACACAUGGAAAAUGCACAGUUAAUGAUAAUGUUCAUUAAAAAAAAAUGAACUCACAUACCCAAAAAAUAUAUACUAAAGAGGUUCCGAAGGAGUGGUGGUCAGGUAAUUAUGACAACCUGACUUUGUAAAUUUAAAACAAUUUUAGAAAUACUCUAGCUUUUAAAAAGUGUGUUUCAGGUUUUUUUUAAAUCAUAUAAGGAGUUUGUUUAACAUGACUUCCAACUAUCAAGAUGUUGGAGGCAUUUUUUUCCGAAACAUUCAGCUGUAUAGUAUAAUGUUAGAAAAUGUACGUGUCUCAGUUUCUAACCCAUAAAUGCUGUGAAUCAUGAUGUCACAAUAGAAGACAUGGUUACUGUAAAUUUCAACAAAAUUAUCAGUAUUAUAGAUGGCAAGUUAUAUCAAUGGUCAAGAAGAAUUUUAACACAUAUAGGGAGAAUAACUGUUCUAAAAUCUCUUAUCAUUGCAAAAAUGGAUCACCUGUUUAUAUCUCUCCCUACUCCAAGUAAAGACAUAUUUCAAUCAUUGAACAAUUUUCUUUACAAUUUUAUCUGGCAAUCACAAAUUGAUAGAAUAAAACGGUCAACAAUUGUUCAAAUCUAUAGUGGGGGUGGAUUUAAAAUGAUUGAUUUAGAAAAUUUUAUAUAUGGACUUAAAAUUACUUGGAUUAGGAGAAUACUUCUUUCUGAAGACAUUGAAUGGCUAAACAGGGAUUGAAUACAUUAAAAGUAUUCAUACAGAAAAUCAAUUUUGGAAAAAAAAAAUUGAAGCAUGGACCAAAGUGGCGGAAAUGACAAGUAUUAAAUAUUUUGAUGACCUAUUCAAAUCGCGGAUAUGGUACAAUAAAAAAUUUAAGAUUAAUAAUGACCACUUUUUCUAUAAUGAAUGGUAUUUACAAAAUGUAGUAUUUGUUGGAGAUAUAAUAAAAAUGGAUGGAGACUUUUUAAGCUAUACAGAUUUUAAAGAAAAGUAUAAUGUUACCACUGGAAAUUUUCUACAAUACAGAAGCAUUUGCCAAUCAACUAAAUCAUUUAUGAGAGAAAAUGAUAUAAGAUCAAAUAAUUGAUUUAUUGAAAGACCAUUUAUACCAUUUCACAUCAAUGUAAUAUUAAGGGGUAAAAAAGGAAGUAGAGACAUGUACAACACCCUCAUUAAUAGAAGAAAUCUUACUUAUACAGAAAAAGUAAAAUGGCUAUCUAACCAACUUUUCUCCACUGUUAACUGGAGAUCUAGUUUCUCGCUCCCUUUUUAAAUAACAAGCGACAGUAGCUUUCAAUGGUUCACUUUCAGGCUUCUUUCAAAAAUACCUCCACUUAAUUAUUAUUUGAAAGUAAUUGGAAUCAAACAAUGUGAUUUAUGUAAUUUAUGCCAAGAAAGCAAAGAAACUAUAGAACAUCUUUUUUUAUCAAUGUCGAAUAACAAAUAACUUCUGGCAAGACAUACUUAGAUAAAUAUACUUAAAAACUGACCAAACUUUCGAAAUAAAAGAAAAUAUUAUACUUUUUGGCAAAACUUCUGAAUUCCAAAAAUCCAUUCCAACUAAUAUCAUCAUGAUUCAUGCAAAAUUCUUCAUCUACUUCAGCUCCAGAAAAAAAAGAAACCCUAGUACGACUGAAUUUAAAAAAUAUUUGUUUGAUAUACAUGAGAUUGACAAAGAUAGCCCAAGGGAGGGGGAAAUUGAGACCUUUGAAAAAACAUGGGAAUCAUGGUCGAAUAUUUUCAUACCCUAAAGCUAAAACUGCUACAAGUCUAUACUAUCUUAUUUUAAAUCCUCUAUGGGUAAAGAAAUUAAUAAACCUAGCUAAAACCCGAGAAUACUCGAGAACUAUAUAUAGUAUAUAUAACAACAAUCAAGUAUAUAUUUACAUAUAGUAUUGAAUAUUCUAAAUUAUGUAUGUAUAUAUAUAGGUUUAUGGUAUUCUAUAUGAAUAAUGCUGUGAGAUGUAACUGAUGAUUGACAUAUAAUCUUAUAAGAUUAAAAAGAACUCACAUGAAACAUAUAGCUAUGUGUAUACAUGUUUAUGUUUUUGGUUUGUUUGUGUAUGCUUAUGCAUGUAUGUAUGUACGGAUGGAUAUAUGUGCACAUUCCUAGGCAUGGAUUGGAUAUAUGUGUAUAUGUGUGCAUAUCUGUGUGCAUGCAUGCGUGUAUGCAUGCAUAUGUGUAUACAUGUUUAAGCAUGCAUAUAUGUAUGUAUGCAUUCUCGAUUUUCACAUGUAUAUAUGUUCUGAUGACUUCCCUUGUAAUAAUGCUGUGUAGUAAUGAAACAGUUUAGAGAUCAAAAGUGACACAUACUGAAGUAUCCUUUUGGUUUGGAUUAUUGCAUAAACUACAUGUAUUGAUUUGUGCUACGUUUAUGCAUACAUGUAGGAAUGUGUGUAUGUUUACAAUAUUUUCAUAUGUCAUGUAUGUGUGUAUGUAUCCUGAGUAAAAGUAAAUGUGUUCAGUAUACAUAUAUGUGUGGCUGUGUGUUAGGGCUGUCGCAAUAUAUCGGAAAACAGGUAUAUCGCAAUACAAGGGUAUAUUGUUUUGUACAGAGAUGAAAUAUUGCUGUAUCU
Messenger RNA from Mizuhopecten yessoensis (Yesso scallop), 5028 nucleotides. RefSeq lists its product as uncharacterized. Lineage: Eukaryota; Metazoa; Mollusca; Bivalvia; Pectinida; Pectinidae. The coding region runs from base 53 to 1186 and encodes 377 amino acids. The record is from RefSeq and is a predicted model, not a curated record. The transcript has 6 exons.